Molecule: messenger RNA, 1066 nt
Organism: Acromyrmex echinatior (Panamanian leafcutter ant)
Lineage: Eukaryota; Metazoa; Arthropoda; Insecta; Hymenoptera; Formicidae
Product: bridging integrator 3
Biological process (GO): plasma membrane tubulation; endocytosis; actin cortical patch localization
Cellular component (GO): actin cytoskeleton; cytoplasm
Molecular function (GO): lipid binding; protein binding
Source: RefSeq, a predicted model, not a curated record
AUAUAUGUGAUUUUGUUAAAAAUAUGAUUUUAAUAUUCACGAGUUGUCAGAUAAUCGUAAGAUAUGAAUGAAGAUAGCAAAUAUUAUAGCUACAAAAGCACUUUGCAAAAAUGUCAGCUUUGGAAUCAUUCAUGUAGAUGUAAAUGAUUGUUACGUUAACAUUUGCCAAUAUUGAUUAUUGAAUAUGACGUGGAAUCCUUUAAAGAAGAACUACUUGACCCAGAGACCGACUUCUGCGCCGCCACUUUUGUCUUAUGCAGAAGAUAAAGAAUUGGACGUUGUUGUUCAAAAGCUCAUCUAUGUGGAAAGCGCAAUAAGAAAAUUGACCAAGGAAAUGAAGAAAUAUAUAGGAGCUCUUACAAAUCUAGACAGGGCUGAUCAACGAUUAAGUACAAAUCUGAUCAAUUGUGGACUGGCACAAAAUAACGAUGAAUGUAGGAGAAUAGUAGAAGAAUAUUAUUCUGUCGCUACUCAAGUAGGAAAGAACGUUCAAGAAGUCAGCAGCUUAUGCCAUAAAACAUUUAUAGAACCCUUAAAAAAGUUCAGGAAUGAAUUUAUUACCAUCGCUGCGGCAAUAGCAAAGCGAGAGGAUCUAGUAACCACGUGGAAAUAUGUGUACAAUCGUGUAAAAAAAUUACAAGAGAAGAAAGACAAAACUGCGAAUCACAUCGCGAAGCUUGAAAGAGAACGACGAGCAGAGGAGACGGCCGCCAAAGAAUUGAAGACUAUACACGCUCAAUUACUCACGGAAUUACCAACGUUUCUUGGUAAAAGAUUGGAGUACAUCAAUCCGAGUAUUCACGCUGUGAUUAUGAUACAAUUAAAUUAUUACGGACAUGCGACGCAGUUAUAUACGCAAUUGAUGCCUAUUAAGUAUUCUUCUGAAUUCACAUCAAGCACAAUAGUACCUGAGGAGGAACAUCAGCGAGUUAUAAAUACUGAAUUAAAUAGAUUGCGAGCGCUAACUAUAGUAAAGGAUCACUGAACAAGUACAAUACAUUCCUCUAAAAAUUUCUGAAGCAAUGUGUAAUAUAUAUAUAUAUAUAUAUUUUUUAUACAAUUAUUU